This is a messenger RNA of Cucumis sativus (cucumber), 1562 nucleotides long. RefSeq lists its product as hypothetical. The record is from RefSeq and is a predicted model, not a curated record. The coding region runs from base 488 to 1453 and encodes 321 amino acids. Lineage: Eukaryota; Viridiplantae; Streptophyta; Magnoliopsida; Cucurbitales; Cucurbitaceae. The transcript is spliced from 2 exons.
GGAUUUUAAAUCUUUAUUUAGAGUCUAAGCUUAGAAAAGGUAGGCAUUUUGUAUUUGUAUUGUAGCGAUAGGAAUUUAAAUAAGGGAAAUCUAACCGGUCUUUACUGCUUGACCUUCAUGUGAGAGAAAGAGAGUCUCCUGUUUCCAUUUUUGAGCAAAGAGAGAAGAAGUGGUUUAUAAUGGAAUUCAAUACGCCCUUCCUCUCGGGCGUAGAAUUUGGAAUUUCAUUUCUUUCUAUACCUGACCCUCCCCCCACUUCUUUUUUUUCAUUUUUCUACUAAUUUCUUUCUUGAUGUCGACUGCCUUUCUCUGGAACUUUGUGAGAGAGAGAAAAAGACCCAUUUCUCUCUCUCUCUAGUUUAUACCUGUCCUAUCAUCCACAUCAAUUUAUAAAUGUCUCAGGGUUCAACUUUCUUUCUUAAACUCCCUAUACUUUUCUCCCUUCCUCUCUUCCUCCCUUCAUAUUAGCCAAGCAGUAGAAACAACUAUGGAGGAUUUGGGCUGUUUAUGGAGAUUUCAGGAGAACGUGGAGGAUUUGAAGCAGAAACUCCUACAGACGACUUUUGAACUCGAGUCUCUAAAAAUGGAAGCAAAUGAAGAAAGUGUUAAGAACAAAGAGAAAGUGAAGAGCUUACUUCUUCUACUGCAGGCAGCAUAUGAAGAAAGAGAUGAAGCAAGAGAUCAACUGCAGAAACUGAUGAACAAAAUUAUGCCAACUACUGCAACUGAAUUACCCGCUCUGCGUCAUUUCCAACCUGAAAGCCCUCUCAACAUACCUACAAAAGCAAAUUCAAGCAUCACAGAAUCAAAUAGUCUCUAUGAAACUUAUAAUCAUCAUUCAUAUGGUUCUUCACCAGCAGAUUCGUUCUUUGAUGGUGUUUCAUCACCAGAUUUCUCCACUGCAAACAUGGCCGAUUCAAGCAAAAUAAGUUUUGUAAAUCAGCCCUUUGUCCCAGAGUAUAACAAUGCCCCUCAACCUCCUCUGGCAACAGGACUUGACACUCCAAAAACAGAAAAGCCUGAUCCAUUCUCUGCAGUGAUUGAUAAUCUUGCUAAGGGAAGAGCAUUACCUCAGAAAGGGAAGCUCCUGCAAGCUGUUACAGAAGCCGGUCCUUUGCUUCAGACACUUCUCGUUGCUGGGCCUCUUCCACAAUGGCGUAAUCCUCCGCCAUUGCAAGCUUUCAAGAUUCCCCCUCUUCUAGUGAAUGGCUGCAACACUAAAAAUAUCGAUCAAAACCCUUCUUCAAAAGCCAGCAGCUCUUCCCAAAAGCCACUCCAUUCUCUUUUACACGCUGAAAUGUUAUCCCGUGGGUCUUCUCAAAUUUGUUCAGCUUCCUCUAUGUUGAGUUUCACAAAUGGUCCUUCUGGUUCUUGCUUCAACAGCGCCUUGAUGAUGGCUCCAAAUGUUAACCACCCGCAGAUUCUAGGAGCCAAGAGACAGAAAAUUCAGUGACCGCCAUUGUACAAAUUCAAGAUUGAUCUGGAGUUGGCAGUGUAAAAAAUGACUUGAUAGUAGUUUUAUUGAGGAGAUUUGAAGUUUUAAUUACAUCAAAAAUUAACUU